AUGUCCAGUGUGCCAGGAGCACCGGAUCCUGAGUCAGACUCCAACAUCUCUCUUGGCACUCCCACUGCGACGCCCACGACAUCGGCCUUCACAUCCCGUCUUCCUCUUCAGCGUAGCGUCAGUCGCAGUUCACAGUGGUCCGUCCCGGAGACUCCUAGACAUCACCAUCAGGGCACGUCCUACUUUCCGGAGACCACGCGGGGAGCAUCGCCCACUCAGAGUCGUACUUCCAAGAUGCGAAAUGCCUCGGCAAAUUCGAAACAGCGCCGUCCUGGUAGGAGCACCAGCAUCGCGAGUUCUCACACUGCACCUAGAGGCCUCGUUGAGGAUACUGGAAUGCUCAGUGAAGAGAAUGAGAUUAGCGAUGAUAGCGACGACGCUGUACCGGAGGAGAGUGCUAGGAUUAAUGCCGAGGAUAGCAGUCCAGACGACAACCACGAUGGAGGUUCUAUUCGAGAGGAUGACCCCAUUACCCUCAAGGAUCGUCAGUCUCUCAUCAAUGUCGAACACCCUUUCGGUCUGCCCAUCUGGAAGCCAGCUCUGUACAAGAAAUCUAGAUCCGUAACUCGUUAUGCCGAUCAGGCGCUGCACUCUGUUCCGUCUGCUCAAGCAGAACGACAUCUACUUCCGGGAAACAUCUUGUGGACGCUUGUCUUCGGAUGGUGGCUGGCAAUAUCGUGCUUCUUCGUUGCAGGUUUUCUGUUCAUCAUCCCGAAGGGUGGGAGACGGUACGCGACCCUCGUGUUCGGCCUUGGGUGGUAUAUUGCAUGGCCGUUUGGCAAAUAUGUCGAGGGUGACCUGGGUCCACAAAGCACAGAGGAUGCUGAGUAUGCACCAGAUGCUAUAAUCGAGCACCCGGAUGAAGAUGCAGGCGAGAACUGCCACGGACAAUCUACGUCGAUGACUAGCGAGAGCGACGCAGAUUCGACGUCGCGAGCGGAUGUAUCUGAAUCCAGUCACGAUACCAUCACCCCCCACGAACGCGCGUCGAUGUUGGGGCAUUCUCCAGCGACCUCCCGUCCCGCGCAACAUCCUCAAAUUAGCUCCUGGAAUGAGGUGCCCGUCCCUGCGCCAAGCGCUACGACAGCUCUCCUCGGAAGUGCUACAACUCCCCGACUUAGGCCUUCUAAAUCCUACGGUGCUACCCAAUCCCUUCCCAUCACUCCUCCGCAGUCAUAUUCCAUUGGCGUCUCCGAGGGAAAGUACAGCGACUGGUUAGGAAUAGCGGCCUUUCGAGUCAUGUUCGUUUGCACCAUUGCACCCCUCAUGCUCGUCGUAUCCAUCGCGUGUUGGGGUCUCGUGUUCACCAUCCCCAUGGCAAGACUAAAUUGGGCUUUAAUCAUAUAUUUGAUCCAGCAACCGAAUAACAUUCGCUUCUGCGCUGCUCCGGUCGUUGCCUUUUCAGAGGUCAAUGGGCAGUCAGAUCGUCAAGAACAUGGCGACGUCGCUCAGGAUAUUACCGUUUCGUUCAAACCCGCUCGAUUGUCGGCAGGCCAGACGGCGCCCUUCGGUUCACCUACCUCGACCGUCUUAUUAUGCACAUAUAGAGCGUUUGGCUGGAAGUACUACAAGUAUACCGUUGGAGGCGUGAACAUCUUAUUCGUCAACCUGAUGCCCAUUGUGUUCUUUGUCAUCUUGGAUGGCUUCGUUCUUCUGCCCCUAGUCGAUCGCAAGGAGAAUGCUGGCGACCAUGUCCCAGCGGUCCUCGCAUUUCUAGCGUCGCGGGCCCUGAUAUUCAUUAUGAGCUUAGCCAGCGUCAUCCCAUUGUCAUACUUCAUUGGUAUGGCCGUUGCAUCCAUAUCGGCUCAAUCAUCCAUCGGUAUGGGAGCAGUCAUAAAUGCCACUUUUGGAUCUGUCAUUGAGGUGAUCCUGUAUGCAAUUGCACUAACGCAAGGCAAAGGCCAUCUAGUUGAAGGUUCCAUUGUGGGCAGUCUUCUGGCGGGUGUGUUGUUGAUGCCUGGCGUGAGUAUGUGCAGCGGAGCAUUGAAGAAAAAGGAGCAGAAAUUCAAUGCGAAGAGUGCUGGCGUAACUAGUAUGCUAUUGAUUAUGGCGUUCGUUGGCACUCUGGCACCAACGCUCUUCUAUCAAAUAUAUGGUGGAUUUCAGCUCGUUUGCGAUGGCUGCCCAGCGACUGGCGAAAAUGCGCCUUGGACAUGUCAGCACUGCUACUAUCAGCAUCCAGAUCCCGUGGACGAUCCCUUCUAUCAAUCAACAGUGAAGACGUUUAUGUAUUUUUGCGCUGUUGUAUUGCUUUUGUCUUAUCUCAUUGGUCUGUGGUUCUCCCUUCGGACACAUGCGAGUCAAAUUUGGCAAAAUCCUCAACAGCUUCUUCAUCCCAUGGAGCUUCCAAUUCAUGGGAUUCAGAAUCGUAUGUCCGCAUACCACCGCCUCAUCGCAGGUACACAGGCGCAAGCACCACAACGUGUGGUAGAUGUAUUACAGCACAAGCCAAGUAUUAUUACAACCUCCGCCGACAGUCCAACACACUCUCGAAGCCAAACGCCGACUCAAUCAAACUCGUUAGCUGCAUCCCAGCCACCGCCAAUGAUGCAGGCGCCCGUUUCGCAGUCAGGACGACGGAUAUCAUACGCGCAACCUCCUACUGUGCAGACGCAGGGGCUUGCUCCGCUCAUGGAGAGUGUCGACCACGCCAUGAAAGAUACCGGACUCAAUCCAACCUCGUUGCCAGGAAAUAUGACAACGGAUGAUUUCACCAGGGCCGUGGCAGUUGCCACAGUGAGCGCAUUGAGACACCAGCAGAAUCAAUCUCGUUCACCAGCGAGAGUUCGAAUAUCCGGCGGGGAAGUGGAAGUAGGUCACGGCGGUGGUCAUGACGCCCCUUCGUGGAGUCGAACAACAAGUGCGAGCGUAUUGCUUGCAUGCACGGCUCUCUACGCCAUAAUUGCAGACUUGCUUAUAGAUGUUGUUGACGUAGUUCUUGAAGGAUCUGGAAUCGAUGAGAAGUUCCUGGGUGUUACUCUGUUCGCAUUGGUACCCAAUACCACUGAAUUCAUGAACGCGAUUUCAUUCGCUUUGAAUGGAAACAUUGCCCUGAGUAUGGAGAUUGGAUCAGCAUAUGCAUUACAAGUUUGUUUACUUCAAAUACCGGCCAUGGUGGGAUUCUCUGCUUGGUAUGCCCCAGAAGAAAUGGGAUCUGUUGCAGACACCUUCACAUUGAUCUUUCCUCGAUGGGAUGUCGUCGUUAUUAUUCUGUCUGUCUUCCUGUUAACAUACACCUAUAUCGAAGCGAAGAGCAACUAUCAUCGCGGCAGUAUCCUCAUCUUAAGCUACCUUGUUCUAGUGUCUGGCUUUUUCUUCGCCCCGAGGCAACCGGAUAACGUAGCAGACGCAUUGAGAUUGACCACUUCAUUCGUUGCAUCGCUCUUCCGUACGCACUAG
Fibroporia radiculosa is the source of this 3399-nucleotide messenger RNA. RefSeq lists its product as uncharacterized. Gene Ontology annotation, cellular component: endomembrane system; membrane. Gene Ontology annotation, molecular function: calcium:proton antiporter activity. The transcript has 7 exons. The record is from RefSeq and is a predicted model, not a curated record. The coding region runs from base 1 to 3399 and encodes 1132 amino acids. Gene Ontology annotation, biological process: calcium ion transmembrane transport; intracellular calcium ion homeostasis. NCBI's taxonomy places the organism in Eukaryota, Fungi, Basidiomycota, Agaricomycetes, Polyporales, Fibroporiaceae.